AUGCCGAAGGAUCAGAAGGAACAGGAACUGGAGAGGGGGUUAAAAGAACGCCAUGAUAUUAACGAUUAUGUAGACAAAAUUGUGAAUGCUUCCUGCUACGUGUACCAAACACAAAGAAUUGGCAAUCCAUCCUUACGUUAUUCACGAUGCAAUCUUAUAUAUUAUUGGAUAGGAGAUGUGUUGUCAAGCAGUUCGACAUAUGAUGAUACAUUUCCAGGAAUUAUGAAGCUCAUCUGCGAAGAAUUAAACAAAUGGUCUUUAGGAAAAGGGAACUGUGCUCUUACGUGCACUAAUGUUAGCAAUAAGGAAAUGUUCCUCCAUAGAAAAACCAUCUUUGAUUAUUGCUAUGAUUAUAAAACAUUAGAAGAUUGGUCAAAGGAUUCUUCUGACCUUCGUUCAUCCCUCUGUACUGGGGACGAUUAUAACAAAUAUCUAAGCGCAGUUGAAGCAGCGUACAGUGCUAUAAAUAACGACUGUAAUGGUAAAAAUGCGGAUCCAUAUUGUAACGAGUAUAAAAGAAAAUACAAGGACUAUAGUGAGGAUGAUAAGCUACAAAAAUUAAAAUGUACUCCCGUAUCUAAACCAAUAUCCGAGCCAGGAGCUGAAACAGCAUCAUUAGUGGUGUCCACCGGAGAAGGAAACGUCGCUCCAAUUGUCUCUUCCAUAACUGCAUUAGUAGGAUUACCAGCAAUUGCUGCUUUCUUCCUCUACAAAUAUAAUCUCCUACCUCCCUGGAUCAAUAACAAAUUUAGAAACACAAAUAAAAGAAAAAAAAGAACAACAACAAUUGAAGGCGACUUUGAUACUUCAACAAUAGGAGGUUCCACAUUAGGUGACUCCACAUUCGAUUCAACAGAAGAUACUUCUACUAUAUAUAAUGGUCGACGACGACCAUCAGCACAGCCAGCACGUGUAGGAAGGAGCAGCAGAGAAAACAACAACCAUAGAAAUGGGCAGAAUAGAAAUAUAGCUUAUUAUCAUAUAAAUAAAGUAAAGAAGGGAGAAAAUAUUACAUAUAUGCAUAAAACUACUAACCACAUAAUUGCUUUAUCACAAACUGCUACAACAAACAACUACUACUACAACUCCAACAAACUGCUAAUCAGGCUUUUAAAGGUGCAUAGGAGUGCUCCUUCCGGUACCAGCAGUGACCACCUGUGCAAUGUGAAUGAUUUACCUUCACAAAAAAUAUAUAAUAAAUUCAAGAAUAAUGUGCAGGAAUGUGCGAAUAGCAGUUCUUGGAAAACAGGAAUAGAAGGUAUACUGAAUGGUAAAAUAAAGAGAACCUGGAAUUAUGAUGAAAAGGUAUGUGCGAAGGAUAUUACCAAAGCAUGGUGUCCUGUAUCAAACAUAGAGUCCGGGAACCUAGCCUGUACAGUUAUUUGUGAUUAUUUCUAUUAUUGGUUAGGGGAAAUAUUAUGUAAUAAUAGGAAAGGACUUUCUUCAUUUAAGGAUACUAUGAGGGACAUUUACAAGAAAUUAGGAAACUCCAGCGGCAACCAAUGUAGUUAUAUAACUAUGGACAAUAGUAUUGACCAGGACCUUUUCAAGUAUAGAAAAUUAAUAUUCGAUUACUGGAAUGAUUAUAAAACGAUAUGGAAACAAAUAAAGCAAGAAUGUUCAUCUGGCGGAUCCUCUUGUGCGCAGGUAUAUGCCACUUACCUAAGUAAUGCUGAUUCAGCUUAUAGGCAGGUACAAGCAAAUUGUGGGGAGACGGUUAUGGAUGAUUUCUGUAAAAAAUUUAGGGACAAGUUCAAAAAUAGCGACACCACUAAGAAUAUUCCAGAACCAGGAAAACUGAAAGAUAAAGCAGUGUCCAAAGAAGAUCUUGGACCGGACGACGGGGAGGACGAGCACGGAGCCGAUCUGAAUAGUUGCUUUCAACAGCUGUCUGUAGCAAUUUCUGCAUUACAUUCGAACGGUGAAACAGAACUCGGUCCCGUACUCGCAGAAGGUCCCUCAGGGUCCGUAAAUACAACCACGCCUACCGCGGCAACCAUAUCUGGUACCCUGGCCACAACUGCAGUUGCGACCAUAUCCUUGUUAUUAUAUAAGUAUAAUCUUCUACCCUCCUGGCUACAUAACAAAUUAGGAGGAGGGAACAGAAGAGGAAGGAGAGGGAGAUCAACCAGACCCAACUUUGACGAUGACACAUUAACAACAGCAGACAGUUCAACAAUAGGUUCUACAACAACGGACGAUUAUUUGUCCACUUCAGAUUCGACGGAUGAUUCUACAGACCAGCAUUUACAGGAGUUACCUUCAUGGAUUGAUUUCUAUAAUGAAUUCCAAAAAGGAAGCACAAAAAAAUGUGAUGAUACGUGCACCGGGAACUGUGCAGAUAAAAUCGUCGCAAAUAUAAAGACAGUUUUAGAUACAAUUAGUAAGUUGGACGGUUCUAAUGUGAAGAAUUAUAUUAAUACAAUUAAAGAAGGAGUGUGUUAUGUGGACAACAUGUAUAAGGAAAAUGAGUAUUUGCUCAAUAAUAAACGCUGCUGGUUUCUAUACUUUUGGAUAGGGGAAAAAUUAUAUAGGGAUCCUAAACCUGACCGAAUCAGGAGCAAUCUAAAUUCUAUUUGUAUGUUAAUAAAGGAAAAAUAUAAGAAUCAUGGAUGUAAACUUAUUUGCACUGAGAAUAUUGAAAAAGGACCUUUCACUCAUAGAAAAACACUAUUCGAAUUCCUGUAUGACCAUACGGCUCUACGAACGCUCUUAUGGAAUGGCACGCCUUUGGAUGCUGAGAAAUGUAGAAAUUACUUUGACAAAGUCAAAGCAGCAAAAGAAGCAAUGACAACAUAUUGCACAACCAACAAUAACUCUGAUGAUUAUUGUAAAAACUUCUGGAAUCUACGUAAGGAAGACCUUCAAAAGGAAUUAUCAGAUUUGGAAGAUGCAUUACAAAAAGCUCAAGAAAUAAUAAAACGCGAAGCAAAAUUAGCCGCCUCCAAAACAGAGGCACACUUAAGUGAAGCAGUCCGUGCAGCUAAAACAACAUCUUCCCUUUCUUCUAUAUUUGGCACACUCGGAAUGACAGUCACUCCCUUCUUAUUGUAUAAGUAUAAACCAUGGUCUUCUUGGUUUGGUAACAAUUUUUCUGGAAAUGGAGGAAGAAGCAACACAAGAAGAAAAAGAACAAUUGGACACGAAAUGGACACAUUAACGGAAGCUUCCAUAGUGGACUUCACAACAAGUUCGGAAACAAGUUCCACAAUAGACAAUUCUACCGUUCGUCCUGCUUCCUACAUAGGACAACCAAAAGGAAGAAAAAAUAAUGGGGGUCGCGGGAUGGUAGGUUAUCAGAACAUGUAA
Messenger RNA from Plasmodium coatneyi, 3309 nucleotides. RefSeq names its product KIR protein. The coding region runs from base 1 to 3309 and encodes 1102 amino acids. The transcript has 7 exons. Lineage: Eukaryota; Apicomplexa; Aconoidasida; Haemosporida; Plasmodiidae. The record is from RefSeq and is a predicted model, not a curated record.